GAAGAGUGGCCUUCCUUGCCACAUUUGGCACAGAAAGCCUUGAACUCCACCAACCAAGCUUAUGAAGCUGUUUCUGAGCAAGAGCUUCUGGCAACCAUUGCCAGCAGAGCUGCUUCUUUGACCAAGCUUGGCAAAGAACCUGGUUUUGGAAGCAUAGCUAAGGAAGCUGCUGCAGGCCCUAUUGCAGCUUAUGCUGAAAUCCUGGGGAAGUUUGUCCUUUAUGGAGGAGGGGGUGCUGAUUUCCCAUUGAUGGCAUUUCUGGUAUCAUUUGUGCCAUCCCAGGGAAAGUCAAUCUCUUUGGGAAAAGACUUUUGGUCUGCCAUUACUGAUGCUGAGCUCUCAAAGACCAAUCUUUUCAGCCUGACAAGGCUUGCAAUGGCAGUGACAAAUUUCCUUUCACCAAGAAGCAAGGUUUCUGAUGGCUUUGGGAGACUCCUUUCCAAGAGUGACAUACAGCAGCUGAAGAACAAGAAGUUCAAUGUCAUUUUGGGCGACAUGGAGAAGAUGUUUCAUGCAGCAUGGACCACUGUUGAGAAAGAGUCCAUCAUCAAGCAACAGGCUUUUGGCAGGCUCUUGAUCAGGUCCUUGCUGCACAUCCUGAAAAAAAGCAAGGCAGGCCAUGAGCAAAAAGAGUAUGAAAGCUUGGAAGCUAUCAACCAGAAGUUUGAAGAUGAGCUUGAAGCUGCUGGUUCAUUGAAGCAUGAAGCUGCUGAAGCAAAGGCUGCAAAGGAGCCCUUGCCUUCCUUGAGUGUCAAAGAGGGUAUGGACCCUAUGACCAUUGCAGGCCUGUCAUUGAAGCUCACUGUGGGGAAUACCUUUACUCACAAAGACCACCCUGGCAAGGUAUUCUCCUUGGAGAAAAAGGAAGCAGGUGCAUUGCAAUUGGCAUACCUGGAUCCUAUCUCCAGCAAAAAGGACAUUGUGACCAUUGAGGCUGCAGACAUUCUUGCCAAGUUGAGAUCGACCAAGGCCAAAGCACCUACCAUGAUUCCAGAUGAUGUGCUGGAAGACCUCUUUCCCAGUGCAAAGUUCACUAGUGAGAUGGAGAAGGCCAAAGCUUUUUUGGCUUUGUGGAAUUGCUAUGACAAGAUGGAUUGUGAUUCAAAUCAUAUCCAAGUCCUCCAGGAUGGCAUGAAGCUGAAAGUGUUUGCCAGGAAAGAGUUCAAAGCAAACCAGCUAUGCCUGAUACCCAUCACCACCUCUUGUGCGCACUUGAAUGAGAACAAGCCUUCAAAGACAUGCCCAACCAUCCAGAAUCCUGAGACUAAGCUCACCUUCUACAUCAAUGGGCCUAAGAUUUGGAAGAAGGAUGAAGACAAGAGUGGCUGCGUUGCUCCCUAUUGGCUGCUUUCUGAGCAUGAGGAGGGCCAGAUGGGAAGCAAAAGCUUCAAAUAUGAAGGGCAUGUGGUUUCAGGCUUCACAAAUGUGGCACCCAUCAGUGUUGGCCAAGAGAUCUUCAUCAAAAAACAAGAAGAUCCAAAGGAUGGCUCCAGAGCAAAGAAGGCAAGGAUCAGCAAGUAA
Durusdinium trenchii is the source of this 1521-nucleotide messenger RNA. Lineage: Eukaryota; Dinophyceae; Suessiales; Symbiodiniaceae. The record is from the annotation of a GenBank genome assembly.